AUGACUAUGCCAGUCGUUGACAAAUCAAAUUCCCUAAGCUGCGCCACAUGGCGUGACCAUGUUAUCCACGAUCAAGAUGCGAUAUACCCUUCUCCUCCUGCUUCGCACGAAACUGUAACACAAGAGGCUCUAUCAUCUAUGGACGUAUUAUGUCUUCCUCCGUUCUGGGAGACAAGUCGUGAUAGCAAUCUCACAAUUGCCCUCAUUAACGCUCAACGUUCAGAGCGUCGUGCAGAGUAG
Suillus fuscotomentosus is the source of this 240-nucleotide messenger RNA. RefSeq lists its product as uncharacterized. NCBI's taxonomy places the organism in Eukaryota, Fungi, Basidiomycota, Agaricomycetes, Boletales, Suillaceae. Bases 1 to 240 code for a protein of 79 amino acids. The transcript is spliced from 2 exons. The record is from RefSeq and is a predicted model, not a curated record.